AUGCCUAUGGAACUUCGCAAGCGCAAGGCAUCUACUGCCCCUCCCCCUCCUCCCGUGAAGCGGAAGUCAACUACCAAGGCUCCCAAAGCGGCUGCUAAGGUGAAGGAGGCCGCUGCCAAGGUCACGGAGAAGAAGGAAGAGCCUGAGGAGGCUAAGGAGGAGAAGAAGACUGAGGAGGAGCCCAAGGUUGAGGAAACUAAGGCGGAGGAGUCCAAGAAGACCGGUGGCAAGCCUGAGGUUGGCGAUGUUGUGGACCUUGAUGGCUUUGGAGGCGAAAUUGAGACCAAUGAUGGUGAAAAGACCACACUGAAGAAGCUUGUUGAUGAGAGCAAGUCUGGUGUCGUCCUCUUCACCUACCCCAAGGCAUCUACUCCCGGCUGCACCAAGCAAGUCUGCUUCUUCCGCGACUCUUAUGAGCCUCUUACCAAGGACGGCCUUGCCAUUUACGGUCUCAGCGCCGACUCCCCCAAGGCCAACACAACCUUCAAGGAGAAGCAAAAGCUCCCUUACACACUGCUGUGCGACCCCAAGGCAACACUCAUUGAGGCCAUCGGUCUCAAGAAGGCUCCUAAGGGAACGACGCGCGGUGUUUUUGUCAUUAGCAAGGAGGGCAAGAUUCUGGUCGCUGAGGCUGGAAGCCCCCAGGGCACUCUUGAUCGCGUUCAGGUACUGGUUGAAGAGCUGGCUAGCAAAUAA
This is a messenger RNA of Fusarium redolens, 696 nucleotides long. RefSeq names its product thioredoxin-like protein. The record is from RefSeq and is a predicted model, not a curated record. Gene Ontology annotation, molecular function: thioredoxin peroxidase activity. Gene Ontology annotation, cellular component: cytoplasm. Bases 1 to 696 code for a protein of 231 amino acids. The transcript is spliced from 2 exons. Gene Ontology annotation, biological process: cell redox homeostasis; cellular response to oxidative stress. Lineage: Eukaryota; Fungi; Ascomycota; Sordariomycetes; Hypocreales; Nectriaceae.